CUCGCUGCCAAGCGGACGCACAACCCCAGGCGGAGACACAAGAGAGAGAAAGCGUAAAGAAAAGCUGAGAAAACACAGUGAAAAAUACGAACGAAAUACAACAAAACUUUACAAUAAUAAAUAAAUAAGUAAAGCUAAAAAUCCAUGUGGGAACCACAUUGAGGAAAUAUAAUUCCGACGGUCGGAAAAAAUAACAAAUAACAAAUAACCAAUUACCAAUAUCAGUACCCCCCAAUGUCAAGCGAUCGUGAAAACAACACUCGAUCGUUCCAAAUCCGGGGUCAGAAGCUCUCUGGGCUGAUUAACACUCCGCCGCAUCGCAAAUAAAAAUAAACAAAAACAGACGACAAACACAAAUACGGCCAGAAAUUAACAGAAACGCGCGGAAUAUAGCAAAAAAAAAACACGUUUCCACAAAAAGAUUGUCGAGCGGAUCGGAGCAAGUUGCCAAUAACAACAAAUUAACCAAAUAACAAAUACCAAAUAACACAAAUUGCUGCCGCUGCCGCUGCCGCUGCCGUUGCUUUGUUAUUGAACACACGCGCUUUGUGUGUGAGGAGACUCAGUCGAGGCCCUGAUUCUGGCCACUGCCAAAUAUGUUCAAGUGGAGCUUGUAACCCGAGCAGCCGUGACCGCAGAAAACUCAUAGGAGACACUCACACACCCAGUAUAUACACGCAAACACACACAGCACCAUGGAGCGCUCUCACAGCUGCAGCAACUUUGAGGGCAGAACCAGCAAGGUCGCCGCCGUCAGGCCAGCUGAGCUUGAGCUGGCCGGGAGCAGCGAUCACCUGCCCACGUCGCAUCACUUUCCGCCCAGCAAGCCUUUGCGACGGCGCCGAAAGCUGCAGCGACAACAGUCCGCCGUAGAUGCCGAUGAUCUGGAGUAUGCCGCCGAUUUGGAGGAGGAUGCUGAUCCAGAUCCGCAGGUUAACUUGCCCUUGCGCCACAUCUCCGCCAUCACCACCACCACGUCCGCCGCCGCCGUCGCCACCGCCAGUUGUAGUACGCGAUGCCUGCGGCAUGAGGAGUCCUUUGAAUCCUGCAGCACGGCACCAGAGCUGAGUCCUCAGGCCCAGCGACAGCAGCGCUUCAGCAGUCUGCUCCUCCGCGACAGCUCUGUGCAGUCCGUGCAAUCCGACUCCAGUCGCUACUCCAGUGUGGACAGCUUGCUGGAGGCGCGCAAGCCCGAUCCCGAAGCCAUACUCAUUAAUCUGGGCUUUGGUCCACUCAGUUCCGAGGACAUGCUCUCCCGGAUACCGCGACGGUUCCUGAAACCCUCCCAGGUGCCGGGAAUCGAUACGGAUGCCUUUGUGCAAAGACUGACCCUGGCCCGAUCGCUGGCCGAUUCAAGUGUCCUCGGGUAUCGGGGACUCACCGGAAACCCGGAUAUGCCGCCCUCCUCGAUUGUGGCCAGCAUCAUGAAGCGUUUCGAGGUGAAUCAUCAGAGGAAGAACUCCAUGGGCUCCAUUAAGCCCACGAUACAGUAGGACGCCGCCAUACUCCAUACUCCAUACUCCGUAGUCCAUAGUCCUUAGAGAAUAGUCAGCCAAAUGGAGGACGCAUUGUUAUGUAACCGGAACUGCUGCUACUGUUUGCCAAGCGGGAUCCCAGGGGGAUCCCUGUGAUUGUCCCCCGUCUUGUCCAUUAGUCCUUAAAUGUGCCGCGUACUUAGCUGUGUAAAAUUGUAUUAUUGUAACAAUCCAUUAUGUUUAUUAUUUUUU
Messenger RNA from Drosophila serrata, 1727 nucleotides. RefSeq names its product Ki-ras-induced actin-interacting protein-IP3R-interacting domain olf186-M (gene olf186-M). NCBI's taxonomy places the organism in Eukaryota, Metazoa, Arthropoda, Insecta, Diptera, Drosophilidae. Gene Ontology annotation, molecular function: signaling receptor binding. The record is from RefSeq and is a predicted model, not a curated record.